GAACCCAAAGCAAGCCUAACCAUCCCUCUCCCCAACUUUAGCUUCCCAUCUCACGGGAGCCGCGGCUGCACCAAGCUAGCGGUCGGACGAUUUCGAAGCCAGAGAAAAGAAGAUAGACUCUUCCCCUCUCCUCCCAUCCACUUCUCUUCUACUCUAAUUUCAACGAAUUCAUCUCUGAAUUAUUAGUAGAGUUGAAUUCCUUCUCGGUUUCUUCGGAUUACUCUCUUGGUUGGUAGCAGUGGAUCCAAGGUGGGAUUUUUGUUUUCUUUUUCGGUUGGUUUCUUGUGCAGUUGAUUCGAUUUCGAGGAGAGAGGGCCGAGGGGAGAGAUGGGAACGGAUUCGGACUCGGGCGGUGGAGGGGGCCGAGCACGGGGAUGGGUCCUCAAGGCGCUGGUCCUCUUCGGCGGGGCGCUUCUAUUGAAGAGGCUGAGGAAGUCCACCACCAGGUGGGACCACGCCCGCGCCGUCGCCGAAGCCCUCUCCGGCGAGAAGUUUUCUCGAGAGCAAGCUCGUAGAGAUCCUGACAAUUAUUUCAAUAUAAGAAUGCUUAUGUGUCCAGCAACAGAGAUGGUUGAUGACUCGAGAGUACUAUACUUUGAGCAAGCAUUCUGGAGAACUCCACAGAAACCUUUUCGACAAAGGUUUUAUAUGGUGAAGCCUUGCCCGAAGGAAAAAAAAUGUGAUGUUGAGUUAAGUUCAUAUGCCAUAAGGGAUGUGGAAGAGUACAAAAACUUUUGUGACCGUCCAAAGGACCAGCGACCACAGCCUGAAGAAGUUAUUGGGGAUAUUGCAGAACAUUUAACAACCGUACACCUUUCGCGCUGUGAACGUGGAAAGCGCUGCUUAUAUGAAGGCUCAAGUCCACCUGGUGGCUUCCCUAAUUCCUGGGUACCCUUCUGUAUACUUUCUCCUGCAGUUUCCUUUGGGCUUCUGAAUGGAGCGACAUAUUGCACGUCGGAGCUUGCAAUUCACAAAUAUGGUGAAGUACAUACUUGGGAUAGGGGCUAUGAUGAUGAAGGAAAUCAGGUCUGGGGAGCGAGGGGAGGUCCAUAUGAGUUCAAACCUGCACCAUCAUCUAGUGACGAUGACAUGUUUUCACCUCUAAAUUUUGCCCCGACAUUGUCUCUAGAGAAGAAGAUGGAGGGAUCUUUUGUGGUUGAUGAGCAAUAAAUUCACUAUGUAAAUUCUACAGCUAGAAAAUUGAAAUAGAUGUAUAUACUGCAUCCCUUUUCUUUUGUUGCAUUUCUUUGUUUGUUUUGGUCGACUGCUGCCAACUCGAGCUCAAUGGCUUCCUUUGUCCCAGGUGUUAUCAAUUUCCUCUGCAAGACGCACAAAUUUCCAUGUUCAAGGUAUGAGGCACUUGAUACUUCUUACUAGAGAAGGCAGAAUAAACAUUCUUUUGGGUUUUUAGUCCUUUUCCUUUUUCCACCUCAAGCUGUUAGAUUCACAGGGUCCAAACAGAGUUGGCUGAAUCAGGGCAGAUAUUUCAGCCAUAGGAUCAACAAUCCAAAUUACCAUAAGAGGCCCCUACUAGGGAGUGGUUGUUUUGCAAUAUGGCACAAUGGUUCAAAUCCAAGCAACCCUUGGAUUACAUCUGUAAUAAAUUAUGUACAGAGUAUUUAGUGAAAAAGCUGUAAGUUAAUAUGCAUAAUCUCGAAAUUCGAAUAGUUUGUGCAUGCAUCAGUUAUUUCGGAAUA
This is a messenger RNA of Phoenix dactylifera (date palm), 1697 nucleotides long. It is a transcript of the gene CRL, whose product is annotated as crumpled leaf. Gene Ontology annotation, biological process: protein-phycocyanobilin linkage. The record is from RefSeq and is a predicted model, not a curated record. NCBI's taxonomy places the organism in Eukaryota, Viridiplantae, Streptophyta, Magnoliopsida, Arecales, Arecaceae. Gene Ontology annotation, molecular function: lyase activity.